AUGGCGACGGCGAAGGGCACCGUGCGGCGGCGGCAGGACGGGGAUCGCACCCGGGAAAACCUGCAAAACAGGAUCAGGUACCGUCGCGACAGGCUCGUCCAGGACGCCUGGGAGAUCUCCGAGCUCUUCGCGCCCCACCUCGCCAUCCUCGCCUUCCCCGCCUCUGGCAAAGCCAAACCCCUCCUCUUCGGCAACCCCACCCUCGAGUCCGUCCUCCGCAACGUCGUUGUCGACGCCGACGUAGGGGCGGAGACGGCGGAGGAGGCCGCGGCGCGCGUGGCUGCGAUGAGGCGUGAGGCGGGGUGGAUCGGAGCGCGGGUCGCGCAGGAGCAGGCGCGGCUGCGCGCCGUCGCGGAGAAGGUCAAGGCGGCGCAGGAGGAACAGGGGAGGGCGCACUGGUGGGAGGUGGAUGUGGACGCGCUCGGGGAGGCGGAGCUGCCAGAGUUCGCCGCGGCGCUCGAUGCUCUCAGAGCCGACGUCCUCCGCCGCCUCGCCAUGCUGGCCGAAGACCGGAAGCCACCGCAGUGGCAGUGGUAG
Messenger RNA from Triticum turgidum subsp. durum (durum wheat), 537 nucleotides. NCBI's taxonomy places the organism in Eukaryota, Viridiplantae, Streptophyta, Magnoliopsida, Poales, Poaceae. The record is from the annotation of a GenBank genome assembly.